AUGGUCAAAGCAGUUGCUGUCGUCCGUGGUGACUCCAAGGUCUCCGGUACCGUCACCCUCGUGCAGGAGUCCGAGUCUGCUCCCACCACCAUCUCUUGGGACAUCACUGGCAACGACGCCAACGCCAAGCGCGGCUUCCACAUCCACACCUUUGGUGACAACACCAACGGCUGCACGUCUGCCGGCCCUCACUUCAACCCUCACAACAAGACCCACGGUGCUCCCUCCGACGAGGCCCGCCACGUUGGUGACCUGGGCAACAUCGAGACCGAUGCCCAGGGCAACGCCAAGGGCAGCGUUGAGGACAAGCACGUCAAGCUGAUCGGCCCCGAGUCCGUCAUUGGCCGAACUGUCGUCGUCCACGGUGGCACCGAUGACCUUGGAAAGGGCGGCAACGAGGAGUCGCUGAAGACUGGCAACGCCGGUCCCCGCCCUGCCUGUGGUGUCAUUGGCAUCUCUAACUAA
Diaporthe citri is the source of this 465-nucleotide messenger RNA. RefSeq lists its product as uncharacterized. The record is from RefSeq and is a predicted model, not a curated record. Lineage: Eukaryota; Fungi; Ascomycota; Sordariomycetes; Diaporthales; Diaporthaceae. The coding region runs from base 1 to 465 and encodes 154 amino acids. Gene Ontology annotation, biological process: removal of superoxide radicals. Gene Ontology annotation, molecular function: superoxide dismutase activity; copper ion binding. The transcript is spliced from 4 exons.